GAUCUUUAUUUUUAUCUCUCUCCGAGCCGCGGCAGAGCCGGAGGCAGAAGCGCUCCCCGCUCUCCCGGGCAGCAGCUGCGGCAGCUCUGGAUGCCAGAGAACAGUGCAGCUCUGAGAUGAAACCUCCCCGUGGGCAAGGCCUGAGGCUGGCAUCCCUUCUGCUGAGCCUGGCUUCCCUCUGCCUUCCCAGCCCCCUCUGGAAGGACCGGGACUCCCUGAUGCAGGAGGAGAAAUCCCAUCAGACAGGAGGCAACUUGGUGCUGAGCAGGCAGGAGCAGCUGCUCAGCACAAAGCUGGUAAACCUCAAGAAGAAGGAAGUGGAAACAGCCAUAACUACAGGACAGUUUCCUCCAAGCAUGCACUUGUUCAGAGCAAAAAGCCUCAUUGAUCAGAGCCCAGUGUUCAGCAUCUUAAAGCAGAUGCCAAAAGGCGCUGUGCUCCACCUGCACGACUUUGCCAUGCUGAGCGUGGGCUGGCUGGUGUACAAUGCCUCCUACCUGCCCGACUGCUACAUCUGCUUCACCCGCUCGGGCUCCGUGCGGUUCCGCUUCUCGUGGCCGCGCCCGCCCCGCCGGCCGCCCCAGUGCUCCCCGUGGGAGCUGCUGCGCUCCUACCGCGCUCGGCUCAGCCACCCCGCCGACUUCGACAGAGGCUUGCUGAGAAACCUGACCCUGGUGACAGAUGCCCCUGAGCUGGCCUACCCCUCUCAGACUUUGAUUUGGAAAAGGUUUGAAGAGAUCUUUCUCACUGCCUCUGGACUGAUCUGCUAUGCACCUGUGUUCAGGGCCUAUUUCUACCAGGGGCUGCUGGAGCUGUAUGAAGAUAACAUACAGUAUGUUGAGAUAAGAGCCAUCCUGCCUCAGGUGUAUGAGCUGGAUGGCACCCUGCACGACAAAUCAUGGUCUGUGGCAACCUACCGGGAAGUGACCAGGCAGUUCGUGAAGGAGCACCCAGACUUUGUUGGAGCCAAGAUUAUAUUUGCAGCACACAGGAUGCUGAACGUUUCCCAGAUUAAAGAAGCCAUCCUCACUGCCAUGGCACUCAGAGCCAGCUUCCCAGACACCCUGGCAGGCUUCGACCUGGUUGGUGAUGAGGAUGAAGGUCAUUCUUUGUGGGACCUGAAGGAUGCCCUGACCAUCCCAUACUCCAUGGGGGUCAACUUGCCAUACUUCUUCCAUGCUGGGGAGACUGACUGGCAGGGCACCUCUGUAGACAAUAACGUGCUGGAUGCAUUGCUACUGAAUACCAGCAGGAUUGGCCAUGGACUUGCUCUCACUAAACACCCAGUAGCCAAAAGUUUGUCUCUGAAGAUGGAUAUUCCUGUGGAAGUCUGUCCCAUCUCCAACCAGGUCCUGCUGCUGGUAGCUGACCUGAGGAGUCACCCUGCAGCUGACCUCAUGGCUGAGGGGCACCCCAUGGUGAUCAGCCCCGAUGAUCCCCCCAUCUUUGGGGCAAAGGGAGUCUCCUAUGACUUCUACGAGGUGUUCAUGGCCAUUGGAGGGAUGAAUGCUGACCUGAGGACCCUGAAACAACUUGCACUCAACUCCAUCAAAUACAGUGCCAUGCUACCAGAUGAGAAAGCCAAGGCCAGAGAGGUCUGGCAGAAAAAAUGGGACCAAUUUGUGGCUGACCUCUCUGAUAGCUUUCUAAGGGAGCUGUAAGAGGACAAGGCUCAUCUCAGAAGGCAUUUGGCAAGCUAGGGUGAGCCAGAGUGAUUGCUGAGAGGGAGGCUGCUUCUUCCAUGUGACCUGAGCAGAUGAACAGACAUCAAAGUCUCACCUGGCAGAGGGGACUCUGCUAAGCCAGGCUUAAUGGGCUUAAAGCUAAGAAGGAGCUGCACUAUCCUGUGAAACUCAUGGGCUGGAGGUAAAAGGGAGCAGCCAUCCUUUAGAGCAACCACAAGAAAUCUCCCUGCUCAAAAGAGUCAAAACAAUUAAAAAUUGCCACUGACCAAAUCCUGACAUCCUUACUCAGGAAAAGCUUCCUUUCCAAUUAGAGUCAGCAGAAGAUUGCCAACACGAGGAUCUCUGAAUUCUACCUUAUCAUUACAAAAUGCAGACCUUGUCUGGAAACGGCUAAGACAAACAUCCAACCAUUUGGGCCACUGACCUUCAAGGGAGCAAGGACUGAAAAUGACUCUUGUUAUGUUUAACCCUGGGCCUGCUGCCAAAAUAGCACUGCUAGGUCGAAGAACCAGUCAUAGGUCUGAUGCCUGCUAUUUCAGGACCUACCAUGGUUGGAAACAAGCUGGUGGAACUUGCUCCCACAACAUUUAAGCCUGGUUGCCCAGUGAUCAUAAAGCCAGAAGAGAGGUGCCUCUGUUGCCAGCAGUUUUUUUACUACUGAGUCUUUUCCUGACCUCUGGUCAAAAGGAAGACAAAACACAUUUCAGGUUAAGUCAAAAAACAUCCUGGCUUCCCAGACCCAGCUUGAUUAAAAUUAUUCCCCUGCACAAGGUUCUGUUAGCACAGACAUUUAUAGGAAACACCUUUUGGUUUCAGGGAUUUCCACCACCAGCCUUUGCUGCUGAACUCAUUGUGCUUUAUUCAGCCUGUCAGAGAGAUUUUCACCUUGGUAGAGAACUUCUGUGGAUAUCCACAGGGCUUAUUUGGACCUCUGUGGUUUCCAGAUACUUGACAAAAAAAACCCCCAAAAAACACCUACACAAGGAAUAGUCUCUUGACAAGCUGAUUCCCUGUCUUAAAAUCACCAAAAAUAGGAGAACUAGUUGCAGGGAGACUAAAAAACAGAAGAAAAAAGAAAUCUUAAUCAGGUUUCUAAAUAAAUUCAGAAAAAUCCUUCAGCACAUAUCUACCAAGCAUGCAGCCAGGAUCAAAGAGCAUCUUUCCCUGAGUUCAGUACAACCAUGCUGGAUUGCAUCAGUCAAGAAUUGACAAAAGUUCCUUCUGAAAGACACCUCCCUCCUCUGAACACAGACUCACAAAGGCUGUUGUUUCCUAAUCUGACCAGCCUGGGCCAACUGGCUCUCUUUAUGCUUUCUGUUAAUUGUCUCAAGCUGCCUGGCCAUAGUGUUUAUUUCCAGUGACCUUGGCUGGAACACCUUAGCAGGAGGCAAACACUCUUAUUACAGAAGUGGAUUGAGCUGCACAGCCUGUGUUAAACUGCCCACAGCUCACAGGCUGCAGCUUCCUCUCUGCUCAUCCCAGAGAAAACACAAACCAAACACACUGCAAACCCCAUCACAGAGCACAAACAAAACCACAACAAACUGCAGGUGUGUGCAUUGCAGAAGGCAGCAACUCAAAACACUGAAAUGAAAAAGUGAGACCCCAGUCACACUCCCUGCUAACUGGGGGGGUUGAAGUGCCUCUGCUCCAGCUCUCUUUGCCAACAUCUUCCUCUGAAGCAUCCUGAUGCUUUUUUUGCAGACUGACCUCUCCUUGGCUUGAUGCAGAUUUGGUGCUGGGAAGGAGUUUAAUGCUGGAGGAGUAGCCAGAGCAGAGCCACCCUCCCUCCUCCUGCAUGGAUGUUGCUCAGACUAAAGUCCCCAGGGUUAGAAAUGCUAACUUGGAAGUGCCUUACUUGUAAUGCUGCUGAGGAGAACCACUGCAAAGUGCUGCCCAGCAGCCCAGUCCCUCUCAGCAAACUGAUCUUUCAGCUUUGCUACAUGUGGAUGGAUGAAGAUCUUUCUUUGCCAUGAGCUGAUUCUCCCUUAAAUAAGCCUCUUUGCUGCCAAGGUGAAGCUCAUCAUGACAGAGCUGCUGUGGGAGGAGCUGAGCUCCUCAAAGCACAGGCUGACCCAUGUCCUUCCUUUUCUACCACAGCAGAAAGCUUUCAGCUCCUCCUGCACACAGCCUCUUGAGGUCCUGAACCACUUUUUGGUUACCUGCAGCCCUCCUUCCUCAUUACCUACAGCAGUUGCAGGGCUAGAUCUUCCAUUUGCUGGAACCAGUUUAUCUGUGUUGUCCAGUUUGUUCUUGGAAAAGCCUGUUGUGCACGUGGCCAUUUACCUACUUCACAAAUUGCUGUGAUGGGGCCAAGUGCCUGGAGCCACCAGUGUGUGAUGCUGUUCAGGGCUACAGCAGAACCAGGUUUCUGCAGAAAUCACAGGGGUUUUAAAAUGGCACAGGUCUCAAAAAGGUGAACCUUGACUCCACAGGAUUUUGGGACUAGCUUAGUGGCCCCACUUUUGCUGCAGGUAUCCACCUUAGGGCUGGGCAGAGGGCAGAAAUUCUUCCAUCCUGAUCAUACAGCUGGGUUUAAACCACAUGGAGGGUCCUGACUCCAAAGGUGUGGCUUUCCUAGGAUCCCUCCUUGCACAGGGCAUGCCAUGUGUGGUGAUUGGAGCUUCCCAAGAGUCCUCUGGAAUAUUUAGGGCUUAGUGAGUGUGACAGAGGGGGGACCAGCCUGCCUUGCUGCUGGGAAUCUGCUCUUCCUUAGAGCACGCCUUAGUUGGGAGAAAGGUGCAAACUGAGAAGCUGCAUCCCCACCUCUCUAACUCCAGCUGUGCAAAGAAGGAAGAAUUUAGGCUGGACCACAGCAGUUAUAAAAGAUCAAUCCGUUAUUCAGCUCCAUUCAAGCUGUGGAUAAAUUUGGCUGCAGGGCUUCACUGAGACUUGGCUUUUAGCAGCAAUAUUCCAAGGGUUUUGCUGCCAGUCUAUUUCCUUUUCCCCAGUACCUUGGCUCCCUGCUCACAUUUGUUGGCAAAUCCAUCACAUAUAAUGCUCUCUUGCUUGUCUCUUUCAGAACACAGUGUAUAAUUAAAUUUUUAAACCUGUCUUAA
Messenger RNA from Oenanthe melanoleuca, 4744 nucleotides. It is a transcript of the gene ADA2, whose product is annotated as adenosine deaminase 2. NCBI's taxonomy places the organism in Eukaryota, Metazoa, Chordata, Aves, Passeriformes, Muscicapidae. Gene Ontology annotation, molecular function: adenosine deaminase activity. Gene Ontology annotation, biological process: inosine biosynthetic process; adenosine catabolic process. Bases 117 to 1661 code for a protein of 514 amino acids. The record is from RefSeq and is a predicted model, not a curated record. The transcript is spliced from 10 exons.